GUCACCGCCGAACGACUGUCGCGGCGUUGGCGGCAGUGGUGAGCACAAACCGAGCGGCAGCUCUUUGAGAGGCAGCACAGAGUUGUCUUCUCUGUGGGGAGCAGCAGCCUGCGGUGGCGACGACCCCUCGCUCCGAGUCUUUGAGGGACCCCACGGCGAAGGCAGCUGUCGCUGAAGGCGAGGCUGGGGAUCCCGGCGGUGGCGGCGGCGCGGUGGCAGGCAGGCUCCAAAAACGGGAUGCGCGGCCGCGCGGGCAGUUGGCAGCUCCUGUUCGAGUGCUCCUGAAGGGGCGAUGCUACCGUUCGCUCCUCAAGACGAGCCCUGGGACCAAGAAAUGGAGGUGUUUGGCGGCAGCGCAAGCAGCGGCGAGGUGAAUGGUCUUAAAAUGGUUGAUGAGCCAAUGGAAGAGGGAGAAGCAGAUUCUUGCCAAGAUGAAGGAGUUGUUAAAGAAAUCCCUAUUACUCAUCAUGUUAAGGAAGGAUAUGAGAAAGCAGAUCCUGCACAAUUUGAGUUGCUCAAAGUUCUUGGUCAGGGAUCCUUUGGAAAGGUAUUUCUCGUUAGAAAGAAGACCGGUCCUGAUGCUGGACAACUCUAUGCAAUGAAGGUGUUAAAAAAAGCUUCUUUAAAAGUUCGAGACAGAAUUCGGACAAAGAUGGAGAGGGAUAUACUGGUGGAAGUAAAUCAUCCAUUUAUUGUCAAAUUGCACUAUGCCUUUCAGACUGAAGGGAAGCUGUAUUUAAUAUUGGAUUUUCUCAGGGGAGGAGAUGUCUUCACAAGAUUAUCCAAAGAGGUUCUGUUUACAGAGGAAGAUGUGAAAUUCUACCUUGCAGAACUAGCCCUUGCUUUGGAUCAUCUGCAUCGAUUAGGAAUUGUAUAUAGAGACCUGAAGCCAGAAAACAUUUUGCUUGAUGAAAUAGGACAUAUCAAGUUAACAGAUUUUGGACUCAGCAAGGAAUCAGUAGAUCAAGAGAAGAAGGCCUACUCAUUUUGUGGUACAGUGGAGUAUAUGGCUCCUGAAGUAGUAAAUAGGAGAGGUCAUUCCCAGAGUGCUGAUUGGUGGUCAUAUGGUGUACUUAUGUUUGAAAUGCUUACUGGUACUCUGCCGUUUCAAGGUAAAGACAGAAAUGAGACCAUGAAUAUGAUAUUAAAAGCAAAACUUGGAAUGCCUCAGUUUCUUAGUGCUGAAGCACAAAGUCUUCUAAGGAUGCUAUUCAAAAGGAAUCCAGCAAAUAGAUUGGGUUCAGAAGGAGUUGAUGAAAUCAAAAGACAUCUUUUUUUUGCAAAUAUUGACUGGAAUAAAUUAUAUAAAAGAGAAGUCCAGCCUCCCUUCAAACCUGCUUCUGGAAAACCAGAUGAUGCUUUUUGUUUUGAUCCUGAAUUUACUGCAAAAACACCUAAAGAUUCUCCUGGUUUGCCAGCCAGUGCUAAUGCUCAUCAACUCUUCAAAGGAUUCAGCUUUGUUGCAACUUCUAUUGCAGAAGAAUAUAAAAUCACUCCUAUCACCAGUGCAAAUGUGUUACCAAUUGUUCAGAUAAAUGGAAAUGCUGCACAGUUUGGUGAAGUGUAUGAAUUGAAAGAGGAUAUUGGUAUUGGCUCCUAUUCUGUUUGCAAGCGGUGCAUACACACCACUACCAACAUGGAAUUUGCAGUGAAGAUCAUUGACAAAAUUAAGAGAGAUCCUUCAGAAGAAAUUGAAAUUUUAAUGCGCUAUGGACAGCACCCCAACAUUAUCACUUUAAAGGAUGUUUAUGAUGAUGGUAGAUAUGUUUACCUUGUUACGGAUUUGAUGAAAGGAGGAGAGCUACUUGACCGUAUUCUCAAACAAAAAUGUUUUUCAGAACGGGAAGCUAGUGAUGUACUGUUUAUAAUAACUAAGACAGUUGACUAUCUUCAUUGUCAAGGAGUUGUUCAUCGUGAUCUUAAACCUAGUAAUAUUUUAUACAUGGAUGAAUCAGCCAAUGCAGACUCCAUUAGGAUCUGUGAUUUUGGGUUUGCAAAACAACUUCGAGGAGAAAAUGGACUUCUCUUAACUCCAUGCUACACUGCAAACUUUGUAGCACCUGAGGUUCUCAUGCAACAAGGCUAUGAUGCUGCUUGUGAUAUUUGGAGUCUGGGAGUCCUGUUUUAUACAAUGUUGGCUGGCUACACUCCCUUUGCUAAUGGGCCCAAUGAUACUCCUGAAGAGAUAUUGCUGCGUAUAGGUAAUGGAAAGUUCUCUUUGAGUGGUGGAAACUGGGACAGUAUUUCAGAUGGAGCAAAGGAUUUGCUUUCUCAUAUGCUACAUAUGGACCCACAGCAGCGGUACACUACAGAGCAAGUAUUGAAACACUCAUGGAUAACCCACAGAGAUCAGUUGCCAGAUGAUCAGCCAAAUAGAAAUAGGACAUCACAUGUUGUUAAGGGAACAGUGGUCGCCACAUAUUCUGCCCUGACUCACAAGACUUUUCAACCAGUCCUAGAGCCUGUUGCUGCUUCAAGCUUAGCUCAGCGACGAAGCAUGAAAAAGCGAACAUCAACUGGCCUUUGAAAGUUUUAGGGUUCCUCAGCCAAACUGGAUGAAGAAAAGAUUAAAUGUGUGGCUUUUUGUCUAAUCGUAUAUCAAAGGCAUUGUUUUCUACUACAUUACUUGAAUAUUCUGAUUAAGCUUCCUUUUUUUAAGGGGGAGUGAGAUAAAAAAAAAUACAUAUAUAGGUCCACAAUUUUCAUACCAUGUUGCUUUUCAGUGUUGUCCAAGUAUUUAUUUAAGUAUAUAAUUUGUGUCUACAAAGUCCUACCAACUUCUCUACAUACUAACUUCUACAGUUUCUUUCAGAUUUCUGGUUAUGUAAAAUAAUGUAUUGGGGAAUCAUUACCAACAGUCAAGAUGCAAGUAUAAUAGUAUAAUACCAAACAAUGUCAGUAUUUUUUAACAUUAGGUCCUGAAAGGUUAGACAUCUAUUUUUUUUUUAAAGAAAGCAAAAAAGAAAUCAUAGAAUCUUGUCAUUAUGUGUAAACUCCAUUCAUUUGACUCUCUGUAGUUACUAAAAUGUAAACAUAGUAGUUUGGGGCCAGAGCAAAAAUCAUUUGUGCUCAUAUGUGAAAUCCUAAUAUGGUUGAUGCCAAAGUUUUUACAGAAGAAUUAAAUCAUAGAUAAUGUGUGCCGACAGACCUGUAUAUUGUCCAUAAAUGGCCUCAUCUAGAAAUAAAGGCUUCUGUAAAUUUUACAUCAAAUGGAAUUGUAGUACAAGUGAAGAAAUUUUAGCCAAAGGUAUUAUAUUGGUAUUAUAAUCUACUAAAUAGGUCAUAGUUAAGCCUUUGAAAAUAAAGUAUAUGGUGUUGGCACUACCUUGAUGUUAUGUAAACUGACUUUGAAGUUAACCAAUUGGAUUUAAUUAUCAUCUGUCCUUUUAUAAUGAACUACACUCUUGUUUUUUUUUUUUUAUUUCCCUGUGCUUUGAAUUACAGAGUAGCAUAUUUAUCUUUAAUCCUAUGGUUAUAUAGUUGAAAUAUUACUGUAAUGAACUUGUGAACUUAGCACACAUGAUAUAGUUAUAAUGCAUUUCAGUAAACUUUAGAUAAUACUACAUAAUAGUUAUACUUCAAGAAGAUAAACUGUCUUUUUAAAUAGGAAGUAAUAUUAAUGAUAUGCAUAAAAUUUGAACACAUUUUAAAAUAAUAUUUAUAAUGAAAAGAUCUGGCCAAAUUGGUCCUAUUAUUAAAUUUUAUGAUUCAGAACCACUGUGUAGUAUGUAUUGUUUUCUCUAAAUGAUUGAAUUUGAAAGAAUCUUUUUGUGUUGUUGGAGAAAAUACCAUUACUACUACUUUAAGUACCGUUACUACUACUGCUGCUGCUACAACUACUGACAGAAAGAACUCAUGAAUGUAAACUUGAGGAUAUUACACUUUUCUUUAGUGAAUAUAAGUGAUCUACUUAUGUGUGCUUGUUUUACUGUUUACUGGGUAUUUUAUUUUGUUUAGUUCAGAGAGGGGUGAUUACUGAGCUCUGAAGUGUACAGUUUAGGCUAGAAGACUUGUAAUUUCAGUAUUUAAUAAAAGAAACUAUACAUAAUUCUCUUUAUAAUGUAAGUGAUGUAUAUUCCACACACAAAGGUCUGUUUCAUUUGUGUGAUAUAUAAAAGUAUGUGUCCAUAUUUUGAGAUGUCUUUUGCAAUAGUUGAAAGACAUUAAAGAAAGUCUUAAUAUUACGUGGAAGAUAUUAUUUAGAAAGACACUGAGAUCAUAUCUUGUGGAUUUCUUUGCCCCAGUUCAGCUUUUUCUUUCAUUUUGCUUUAUUAAUAGAAGUACUUGUGUCAUUAUAUUGACUUAUUUUCCUCUUGUUUGUGCUGUAAUGCCUUCUUAUCAGAAUUGGUGUGACAAACUUAGAGAUGUGAUUUUGGUGUUUAACUUUUCAGAACAGAGAUAUCAUUUCUAUAUGUGCUUUUGUAGUAGUAGAAUUAGAAUAAGUAAAGUUGGAAAAUGAAAAUGAUCACAAAAUAACUUUGUCUUUACAUAAGCAAUAGCUUUUUUUUUAAGUAGAUGAUCUUAAUUUUUCAGUGAGUUUGCUCAAAAAGGUUGUGUCAUACACUCCUUUCAUGAAAGGAACAUGGUCAGAAAUAAGCAACAAACAGCAUGAUUCCUCAUCACUCAGUGAAAGUUGAAAUGGUAUAAAAGAUACAGAUGCUAGUGGAUUUUCCCAAUAAUUGUGAGUUUUCUUCUGGAAAAUUCAAACAUGGUGGCUUAACAACAGUAGUAGGGAGCGACCUUAUUAUAAGGGAAAGCUUCACAUUACACCUUCAUUCUGCAGAAGGAACCCAAGUAGGGAUGCAUAAUCGUGUCCUUUUUGGCUAGAACUCUAGAGCAACAAAAGCAGAUGUGAAUGGGACAUUUUUCAUGGGGUUUCUGUAAAUACUUAACCAAUAAAAGCAAAUCCUUUCUUUGAGACUUUAAAA
Molecule: messenger RNA, 4928 nt
Organism: Dama dama (fallow deer)
Lineage: Eukaryota; Metazoa; Chordata; Mammalia; Artiodactyla; Cervidae
Gene: RPS6KA6
Product: ribosomal protein S6 kinase A6
Exons: 22
Coding region: 293-2527 (744 amino acids)
Biological process (GO): protein phosphorylation
Molecular function (GO): ribosomal protein S6 kinase activity; ATP binding; magnesium ion binding
Source: RefSeq, a predicted model, not a curated record